Messenger RNA from Perkinsus marinus ATCC 50983, 2355 nucleotides. RefSeq lists its product as hypothetical. NCBI's taxonomy places the organism in Eukaryota, Perkinsozoa, Perkinsida, Perkinsidae. Gene Ontology annotation, molecular function: 5'-flap endonuclease activity; 5'-3' exonuclease activity. Bases 1 to 2292 code for a protein of 763 amino acids. The record is from RefSeq and is a predicted model, not a curated record. The transcript is spliced from 14 exons.
AUGCGCGUUAGACAAUUGCAAACUACACUGCAAGAUCAAGGCAUGAUCCAACAGAUCUCGAUGGAUCAGCUGAGUGAUAUGAAGAUGGCUUUGGAUGCCACAUUCUGGUUGCGAAGUAUACAAAUGCUGAAGGAUCCAUAUGCUGAUGCUCUCGGCGGAAUGCCUCCAGGACUCUUCGGUAUCAUUGCUAAGGAGCUGGAGCUUUUCUCACACUACAAGAUCAAACCAAUCUUCGUCUUUGACGGCAUCGUGCCUCCUCUGCAGCAUCAAAUGUUUCAACAGUCUAGUCAACAGCAGCUGGAUCAGGCAUGGACCUUAUCGGCCAAUGGACGCGACUCGGAAGCUCAGAAGGCGUUCGCGGUUGCCACGAGCCGCAUCAACAGCGACAUAUGCCACUUCGCUUUCCACUUCUUGAAGUCGAAGGGCUUUGAAGUUAUCCGAGCACCUUACUUCGCAUCAGCACAGUUGGCGUAUAUGGCGGCUAACAACCUCUGCCAAGUCGUAUAUGGUCCUCCGGGUCUCCUUUUGUAUGGAGUGAAGAGUGUACUCCUACAGAUGGACUUCCAGAAGAACAAAGCUGAGUGGGUAUCCCUUGACCAUGUUCUGAGCAAAUGGUAUAUAAAUCGCGAGCAGUUUAUAGAUGCGUGUCUGCUGGCCGGCACUGAGUAUUGCCUUACUUACCCUUAUCUCAAUUUGGACCAAUUUCGUGGCGAAAACCAGCUUCCUGCGGCAGCUCACCAUGCGGGGGCAUUUAGCUUCGAGACUGCUAUCGAGUUUAUACGCCAAGUCCCACUGAAUUCAUGGAUGCAGACUUUCCCUACGGAUGAUAUGCGCAACGACCAUGUUGAGGGAUACUGCGUGUGCAAGCUACUCCUAUGCUACACUCCAGUGCUGAAUACGAUCGAUUUGGAAGUGCGCCCUCUGUCUUGUGGUGAUAUGUCUACUGUGUUUGGUGAUAGACUCCCUGUGACGGUGUAUGAGCUCCUUAUGAUGGGCUUUAUCAGUAGCAGACUACCACUGGUUCUGGCAACUGGGGUUUGGUGUGAUCGUCAGAGUCCGUUGAUAGAUUCUAAAGAGUAUAGGUCCUUGCUUAUCGAUCUUACUAACGAGUAUCGGACUAAGGCUUUGGGCAUUAUGGCUGAUAAACUGAACCCGGCCCUGAGAGAUCGACCUGUUAUAUGUACGGCGUAUUGGGAGGAUCCGAAUUUGCGUAGAAUUCGGAUUCCUCAUCUGAAGAGAUUGAAGUGGAUGUUCACGAAGGCGGAGCUGGAGGCUGAGAUGCGCAGACAGGGGGCUAAGACUGUUGAUCUGAGGUUCUGUUUACAGUGGCAUGCGAAUGAAUUCCAACACGAUGGACCGUUGGUGACUAAACUGAGGAACUCGACUGCUGCUGGGCCUCGCGCUCAACCUAAAGAUUUGAAUUCCCUCUCUGCUUUGGUUCACUUCCAACUCCUCGAAUCACUCGAGUAUUUCUCUGAAGAUGGGGGUAUGACUGUCCUUGGUGACGUGCUGAAGGACACCCCAAGUCGUUUCCAGGAGCCGACACUGUUCGCUCUGGAGCUUAUGAAAUUUGGCGUCCUCACUGGUGACCCGUUCGAGCCGGUCGAUGGCAGUAGCUUCCCCGCGGCGGUCGGUUAUCCGAAGAUUGAUACGGUCAGUGAUAAACAGAAGAGUAUCACUUUGCUGUCCAGGGUAGUCAGUCUGGUGCCGAUGAAGCUGAAGAACGAUCUGUGGGACACUACAGUGGAAUUCGACUUGGCUGCAUUCCACUCCUUGCUGAGGCUAUUUAAGAGGACCUUGAGGGUUCUAUGUGAAUCAUGUUUGGCCGAUGACCUCAUUGAGAACAAGUCGUUGAUAAAGAUAUUGCCAAAUAACACUUUCAGUCCGAACGGGCCGUUGCCGAGUGAUUUGAAUGCAAACGGAGAGAGGCUGCCCUACCAUCGAGAGCAUCGUGUCGCUGAAGUCGGACCAUCGCCGGUGUUGCCGGUGUUCAUGUUGCCUAGAACGUGCAUGGGUAUUGUUAUGAAAUACUUUAUGGAGUGGGAAGCCCCGCAAACUAGGAAACCGAUGAGCGGAGCGGAGAAGCGUGCGACUUUUGAUGAGAAUCUUCGGAAGAAGUUCGCAUGCUGCGUGGACCCUAUGAAGGACCUUGGGGUGGCAUUGGAGUUCUGGGCUGAGGUGAAGAGGUGUAUAGUGGAUAUCAGUGAUCAACUUGGAGCGGAGGAAAUGAAGCAAGAUGUCGUGAAGGCCGACAUUUUGUUAUCGGAGAAGCGCGUGAUGAUGAAUAUUUAGCUGACGAGGUCGAGGGAUUGACAUAUGUCUUUACAAGUACCAGCAGCAGAUGGCGGAUUGAAA